Myzus persicae (green peach aphid) is the source of this 497-nucleotide messenger RNA. RefSeq lists its product as uncharacterized. The record is from RefSeq and is a predicted model, not a curated record. NCBI's taxonomy places the organism in Eukaryota, Metazoa, Arthropoda, Insecta, Hemiptera, Aphididae. The transcript is spliced from 3 exons. The annotation marks the transcript as partial.
GUUGACGAAAAGGUCUCCAGGAGGAGAUGGAGGCUUGGGUUCGACCGGCUGGUGGAUGUUGGGUUUCAAUCGCCUCGACGAUUCUAAAAUCGAAGUGGUUACAGAAUCUUCUCAAGGCAAUGCGAAAAGGUUGAGGAGAAGUGCUCCAGAAGGAGAUGGAGUCCAGGGUUCGAUCGAGAGAUUUGUAAAAGAUUCUAAUCCUCGCAACGAUGUUGACGCCGCCAUGGCUACAAAAACUCCUCAAGGCGUAAUGAACAUAAAUAGAAAUUCAAACGAGUUCAGCACCAGUAAAGGCUCACCAACGACCGAAGUUAUUGCUUCGGAUCAGAGGAAACGGAAUUCCAAAAGGGUGUACAAAAGAUGCUUCUUUGAUAUGUCUGAAAUUGAUUGCUUUCCUUAAAAUGAAUUGAGCUACUAUAUUAAUCAAAUUUUAUAAAAUAAAUAUUUCUGGAUGUAAGAAAAUUGAUCAUUCUUAAUCAAAAUAAUUUAAAUAAAAA